UUUAAUCAAAAUAAGAAUUUCCUAAACACAUUCAGUUUUAAAAACUUCCUUUUACAUCUUUGCCAUUACCAUUGAAAAUUCGCUAAAAAUGUUAAGAGUACGAAAUCAUUCCUAUGCUCCAUAUUUGGAAAGAGAGGGUCGUCUAAUAUGUCCCAUGCCAAAACCUUCCAAUAUUGAAACCAACAAAAACUGGCAUACAAAUUUAAAGCCACACGAACGGCUAUUCUAUCAUCAAACAUUAGCCUCGGUAAGGGGAUGUAAACGUUAUCUGGCUUCUGCGAAAAUACCCAAAGAUUCAUUAGACUUUCAAUUGCAAUCACGGUAUAUCCACUCAAGAGAGUAUUUCCCGGAAAAAGUGGAUUUUGUUUUGCAAGUGGAAACUUGCCAGAGACUUCCGCAAACAUUUCGUGUUUUAAGAAAUACCAGGGAUAUACCAUUGGAAAAACCGGAAUUGAUAGGACAUCCUUUGAAAAUAGGUGGACUUAAGGAAAAGAUGUCUCCCCAUAGUGUUAAAUUAAUAAAUAGUGGACCUCAUACCCAAUUGGUCAACAAUGGCUAUUCGCGUCAACCAGCCGAUGGUAAUUUUUUCCGUUAUUAAAUAAUAU
Molecule: messenger RNA, 605 nt
Organism: Calliphora vicina (urban bluebottle blowfly)
Lineage: Eukaryota; Metazoa; Arthropoda; Insecta; Diptera; Calliphoridae
Product: cilia- and flagella-associated protein 276
Exons: 2
Coding region: 89-598 (169 amino acids)
Source: RefSeq, a predicted model, not a curated record